AUGACGUCACAGCGCUUAUUUCUCACUUUACCUCCUCCUCUUCACAUAUUCUCUCCGUGCUUUUUCAUCCCUUAUUAUCUUAUGUGCCUAUUUUCAUCUAUCUACGCCGUUUUCAUAUCUAUCUAUCUAUCUAUCUAUCUCAUGACACACCUUCUUUAUAAUGUGCAUGUUGGGGUGACACGGUGGCAGGAUCGGUCGUGUAUAUUUCGUUGCCUGGCAACAAACUUCCCACAUUGUUAUAUGUAUAUUAUUUUCUCUUCGACUUUCUUUCGCAAUAUGUUUCUAUCUAUCUAUCUGUCUAUCUAUCUCAGUCCUUUUCAUAUCUAUCUAUCUAUCUAUCUAUCUAUCUAUCUAUCUAUCUCAGUUCUUUUCAUAUAUAUCUGUCUGUCUAUCUAUCUCAGUCCUUUUCAUAUCUAUCUAUCUAUCUCAGUCCUUUUCAUAUCUAUCUAUCUAUCUCAGUCCUUUUCAUAUCUAUCUAUCUAUCCUUUUCAUAUCUAUCUAUCUAUCUAUCCUUUUCAUAUCUAUCUAUCUAUCUAUCCUUUUCAUAUCUCUAUCUAUCUAUCCUUUUCAUAUCUAUCUAUCUAUCUAUCUAUCCUUUUCAUAUCUAUCUAUCUAUCUAUCCUUUUCAUAUCUAUCUAUCUAUCUAUCUAUCCUUUCAUAUCUAUCUAUCUAUCUAUCCUUUUCAUAUCUAUCUAUCUAUCUAUCUAUCUUAGUCUGUACUUAUCUAUCUAUCCUUUUCAUAUCUAUCUAUCUAUCUAUCUAUCUAUCUAUCUAUCUAUCUAUCUAUCCUUUUCAUAUCUAUCUAUCUAUCUAUCUAUCUAUCUUUUCAUAUCUAUCUAUCUAUCUAUCUAUCCUUUUCAUAUCUAUCUAUCUAUCUAUCUAUCCUUUUCAUAUCUAUCUAUCUAUCUAUCUAUCCUUUUCAUAUCUAUCUAUCUAUCUAUCUAUCCUUUUCAUAUCUAUCUAUCUAUCUAUCUAUCCUUUUCAUAUCUAUCUAGAAAUUUCAAAAGCUUUUUUUUCUGA
Messenger RNA from Acanthosepion pharaonis, 1020 nucleotides. The record is from the annotation of a GenBank genome assembly. Lineage: Eukaryota; Metazoa; Mollusca; Cephalopoda; Sepiida; Sepiidae.